AUGAGUGAGUCUACCGGCUUGGAAUCGAUGUACAGGUUUUGCAGAGCUGUGAUCGGUUCUUUCGGAGAACAGUACCUCCGGCAACCUAAUGCAGAGGACACAGCUCGUCUGUUGUCAAUCAACGCUUCCAGGGGGUUUCCUGGGAUGCUUGGCAGCAUAGACUGCAUGCACUGGGAGUGGAAGAACUGCCCCUUUGGUCGGCAGGGGGCAUACAGUGGCCAUUCUGAGGGGUGCACAGUCAUUCUUGAAGAUGUUGCUUCACAGGAUACAUGGAUUUGGCACUCAUUCUUCGGAAUGGCUGGCUCGCACAAUGACAUCAAUGUGCUUCAGCGCUCUCGGGUGUUUGAUAGGCUAACGUACGGUCAGUCCCCUGAUGUGGAUUUUGAGAUCAAUGGCCACCACUACACCAAGGGGUACUACCUUGCUGAUGGUAUCUAUCCACCUUGGGCUACACUCGUGAAGACAAUCCGAAAACCCAACUCAGUGCAGGAGGCAAGGUUUGCCAAAGAGCAGGAGGCAGCCCGGAAAGAUGUCGAGCGGGCGUUUGGCAUCCUCCAAGCUCGUUGGGCUAUCGUCAGACACCCUGCCAGAGCCUGGGAUGUGCAAACUCUGUGG
This is a messenger RNA of Lolium perenne, 615 nucleotides long. NCBI's taxonomy places the organism in Eukaryota, Viridiplantae, Streptophyta, Magnoliopsida, Poales, Poaceae. The record is from RefSeq and is a predicted model, not a curated record.